AUGGACAUUGAUUCAAACAACCAUUCAUUGAAUGAGACUGAGGAAGUCGAAGAAGUGGAGAACAAUCCAUCAUUAAAUGAGAUUGGUGAAGUUGAAGAACUUAAGAUGGGCAUGUGUUUUAGCUCAAAGCAAGAACUACACGUUUUAAUGGACAUUGAUUCAAAUAACCAUUCAUUGAAUGAGACUGAGGAAGUCGAAGAAGUGGAGAACAAUCCAUCAUUAAAUGAGAUUGGUGAAGUUGAAGAACUUAAGAUGGGCAUGUGUUUUAGCACAAAGCAAGAAAGAACUCUUACUCCUGUGAAGAGAAGACUAGAAAUAAACGAUAAAGCAGGGAUAAGGGUGGCUAGGAAUUUUCAUUCUAUAGUUGUUGAAGCAGGGGGGAUGCAACAACAAAAUUUGAACUUCUAUUCUGCAAUUGACCUCGAUGAAGAUGGUCACAUGCGAAACUUGUUUUGGGCGGAUGCAAGGAGUAAGACAGCUUAUGAAGCAUUUGGGGAUGUGGUUUCAUUUGACACAACCUAUCUCACAAACAAAUAUGAUAUGCCAUUUUGCUUCCUAUUCAGAGAAUGGUUAAGUUACAUAUCAGACGCUCCUUCAAAAGCCAUAAUAACGGACCAAUGCAGAGCUAUGCAAAAUGCCAUUGAAGUUGUAUUUCCACAAGCUCGACAUCUUUAUGAUUGUUUUACAAAAGGUGAAUUUGAUGAAGAAUGGCAAGCGAUGAUUGCAAAGUUUAAUCUGGAUGAUAAUGAGUGGUUGGGGGUAUUAUACAAUGAGCGACACAGGUGGAUUCCUACCUAUGUUAAGGACGUUUUUUGGGCUAGCAUGUCGACUACACAACGAAGUGAGAGUAUGAAUGCAUUUUUUAAUGGAUAUGUGAACUCAAAGACAACUUUAAAGCAAUUUGUUGAUCAAUAUGAUAAUGCCUUGAGAACCUACACGAAUGCAAAAUUUAAAGAAGUGCAAGUAGAAUUGAAGCGACUAUUGUAUUGUCGUGCGAAUCUUGUCAAAGAUGAGGGAGCAAUUUGUACUUAUCAUGUGAAGGAGGCUGUUCUUGUCGCUGAGAAAAUGAAGACUGUGGAAUUUGUUGUGUACUUUAAUAAUUUUGCUUACUUCAAUUUCAACCCAUUUGGUGCCGGCCGAAGAGGCUGCCCUGGUUUCUCAUUUGGAGUCCUAAUAGUUGAAUAUGUGCUUGCAAACCUCUUGUAUUGGUUUGACUGGAAGUACCCAAGUGGUCCAGUUAGAGAAGAGGACUUUGACAUGAGUGAGGUUACUUCCCUGGUUGUUCACAAGAAAAUUCCUCUUCAACUUGUUCCAGUUUUGCACUCUCCUUCAUUCAUCACCUAA
This is a messenger RNA of Camellia sinensis, 1344 nucleotides long. The record is from RefSeq and is a predicted model, not a curated record. Lineage: Eukaryota; Viridiplantae; Streptophyta; Magnoliopsida; Ericales; Theaceae.